Meira miltonrushii is the source of this 4656-nucleotide messenger RNA. RefSeq lists its product as uncharacterized. Gene Ontology annotation, molecular function: SNARE binding; guanyl-nucleotide exchange factor activity. The transcript has a single exon. The coding region runs from base 390 to 4466 and encodes 1358 amino acids. Lineage: Eukaryota; Fungi; Basidiomycota; Exobasidiomycetes; Exobasidiales; Brachybasidiaceae. The record is from RefSeq and is a predicted model, not a curated record. Gene Ontology annotation, biological process: early endosome to late endosome transport. Gene Ontology annotation, cellular component: transport vesicle; late endosome; plasma membrane.
UUUCUUAAACAACAACACUGGUGCAUAAACUUUGAUUUUUAUUUGUGUCCCGAUUGGUAGGCGUAAUAAUCAAAGACGAGAGAGUGAUCUCUUUCUUCUUCAUCACCAUCUUUGUCAAAAUAGAGAAAGGCUUAUUGCACCGGUUGCAAUAACUUAGACUGAUCACACGGCAUCACAAAUCCGAAGAACAGCAAGAAAAGAAUGAAGUAACGACUUUCAGGAUACCCUUUCUACAGACACACGAUUAAAAACAUUCAACGUCAAUUCUUUCAAGAUUCUUUCAUCGUCAACAAUCCAAAGUGAAUCAGCAAUGACAUUGUUCUAAGUAAAAAGAAAGGUGCCGUAAAUUCACACAACGAGGCUCAUCAAUCCAAUCUACCUCCAAUACAAUGGCGAGCGCUUUACAGAAGCUAUUCAAAAAGCGGCUUGCUCGCCAGCAACAAAAUGAUCAGAGCAAAUCGGGAGAUCGAUCAAGCAAAAACAAGAGCAGUGAAAACAGGCAAACGAUAAAUGGUCCUCUAUCAGGUAGGCUACCACCAUCUUUCACAGUCAGCGAUUUUCACUCUCCAUCGUCUUCAAGCCUUCAUCGAUUCUCAGCAUCCACUUCCUCGUCGGUGCAUACAACCGUCUCUCAACCUCUUCAUCGACCACAGAUUUACUCAAAUGACCGAGGAUAUAGCUUCGAUGCCCUUGACACAGAGAAUCGUGUCAUCGAAAGGGAUAGGCUGCGGUCUAGUAGUAUGGGAGCUUCCGUCAUGCUACGGGAUAGGUCAACCGGCAGUAGAUCAUGGCGUGAUUCGAUCAUUUCUGAUGGCCAUGGUGCAGCUACAGUAGAUCAAUUUGGCACACUCAUCCCUGACGAAGCAGGAUCAACGCUCAGCUCCUCCCAUCAAGGUCACAAAACAGAAGAGGAGGAGGAGGAAGACUUGGAGCAUAAUGCUAUAUAUGCUGCGCUGUUGGAUCGAAUGGGCCAGACUUCCAAGUGGGCAAGCGCAAAAGUUUUGCUGAUUCCUAGCAAAGCUGUCCUUCGUACAUCCAAUCUAAGUGAAGAAGAUUUAAGAAGCGAUGCAUAUAUAUCUCUUCAUGCUCUUACUGCGUCAAGCCUCUUCAAAGAUCAGUUUGAAUCCCUCAAAUUCCCAGUUUCACAAUUGGAUGUGUCUGAAGAUCCUUGGAGUAGGAUCAGCCUCACCACAACAUUUCAACUUGAGUUGCAUUCUGUGCACAUCAUCCUUACACGUACGGCCAGCACUGAAUCAAAAAAUUCAAAACAUUUGAAGCGAUCGCUAAAGGUCAUCAGUGAGACGAAUGUAUACCAUACUGUACAGCUGCAACAAAAUAUCCAAGAUUCAUUCCCUCACAAAAACAGAGUACGACUACGCGUGUUGAUAGUCGAUGGAAUGGUCGUUCCAACAUCACUGGUUAUGAGAAAAAGUGUGAGACCACCUGUAUCUGUCGCAAGCAGCGCAAGAACAACCACAUUCAAGAUGGAUGAAGACAGAGGCAGCUCAGUCACGUUCCCUACGAAAGACUCAAAGGCAAACACUGUGAUCGAAGAUGGAAAGAAGAAUGACUCGAGCCUCAUACCUUUGUCACGACAGUUUCUGUCAGAUUACGCUUUCUUGUUGGACCCUCCCCCGAGCACAGGGCCUUUACGUGGCCCUCUAAAGUGUGCUUUGGAUGCACUUGAACGUGCUUCAGCAGAAUUUGCAAAUGCAUAUGUCUAUGUGCCAGGCUUUGAUUCUUACAACGUCUCUCGCAUUCGAAGAGGAAUACUGGCACGCUCCUGGAAUGCAUUCGAGCAUGCUAGGAAAGCAAAUGGAGACGGAGAGCGUGGUCGUGAGGGUGACCUCGACCUUACCACAUGGUUAGGCAACGAUGGCAGGGCGCGACUUUUACUGCUUCUGGAAAAUGUGGUGAUGGGUUACUGUCAUUCAAAGGUGUAUGGAUCGAUUUGUAGCAUCCGACAUGGUGCAGAUGAAGCUUUUGAUUCAAUUCUUGCUACGUAUCAUGACUAUGGAAUUUCCCUUAGCGAUCUUGGCAUAACACGGAAAGGGAUCAAGUUAGAGCCAUACGAUUUGAACCUCGCAGAAGCGAUCUUGGGUUGCUUGGGUGACGCUGACGAAGAUAUGGAGUACAUCAUGAUGGACAAAAAUGUUGCUAAAAUUAAGCAAAUGGCGGAAACCGGCAGGCUACCGAGCAAAUCGGAUUUGUUUGACAAUGGUAACUUUCACUCAACGCAGAGGACAAGAUGUCGAAUUCGUACACCUCUAGACGCACUUGAAGUGAUGCAUGCGACAUUAGUCGAGAUCAACCAAGCGACUAUCCAAUCUAGUCGCCGGCAAAAUGAAGGACGAGAUACAUCCACAUUAGGAGCGGAUGAUCUGUUACCGAUCUUGGCUUACGUUCUGAUCAGAGUUGCUCCGCGAAAGCUGACAAGCCUCUUAUACUAUGUCCGUCUCUUUGGUAUCAGUGACGUCACGCUCUCAAAGCAGAAUUGGACAUUGACAACCUUUGAAGCUGUGGUGAGAUAUCUCGCGGAUGAUCCUCUAGAUUUGAGCAAUGGCAGCGAUUCCUUGCACCUCCAGAGGGUUCAACAGGCUCCUCCGAUUCGCAGCACACGUUCUUCGUUACGCUCCCCAACCACGAGUAUUACGAGCGGUUCUAACAUUGGAAGGAUGGAACGAACAUCCAGUCAGCAAGCAUCGGCACAUGAACGGUCUAGAAGGUCAUCUUUGCCAAGUUCUGCUAUGAUGAGUGUUCAAUCAUCACGACAAAGUACGGAAAGUAAUGCCAGACAAAUGAAAGAUUAUCUGAGCGGGAAGACAUUCUCAUCUGCCAGUUCGGUAGUUUCACACGACGGAGGAAUGAUGUCUGGAGAUGAAGGUGAUACAACAGUUCAGGCUUUCAAGAUGCCUGGCCAGCCAGCCAGUGCUCAAUCAGAGCAAUCGGGUCAACGUCCAAGACUACCAACUAUAUCGAUUCGACAAAAUGAAGGAGGCUUGGAUGCCAUGUCGGAAAUGGCAAAGUCCUAUUCAGUUGAUGGAAAUAGCAUUCAUAGAAGAACAUUAUCAGCUUCCAGCGAUCUAGUGAUUCGUCCACAGAUUGUAAUGCGAGCAUCUCACAGAGCUAGAGAGUCUAAAAGCAUAAUCAUGGACCGUCCAUUGUCACCUCAAGAUGGAUCGACCAGUAGCAGAGGCGCAUCACCAGAUCCUUUGCCACAAGGAUUGCAAAUGGAUCAUCGUCGUAGAAGCAUAGAUUCAUGGAGCUCUUUGAGCUUUUUGCACGGUAACAUGAGUCGUCCAGAUAUGAGCCGUAAUCCUAGCGCUGUGACAACGACCGAAGAGGAACGCAACGCUGGGCAGAGACCGAAUAAAGGAGAGGACAUGAUAAUUGCUGGCUUGCCCGAUCCGGCAGGAGCAAGUGCAAGAAGUAUCGGUCCGACUGAACGCAACCGUUCAACAAGCUGGCUACCGACUUGGACCAGUGAUUGGGGCUUGUCAAGCAGGCGUCCUUCACUUGACCCCAGUAAUCAAUCGCACGUUGAACCUCAAGAUCACAGUAAAGUCAGCCAGAUGUCUGAUCCUACAUCUAUCGCAAGUCAAGACCAAUCACACAACCAUCAAGUCGAUGUUUCCGACAAUUCUAUCGUGAUCAGACGCUCUGAGUCAAAUCAAAGUGUGCCUGCUCUGGGAUUUCCUAGUCUUGAUUCUAUGCCAUCUCUGGAACCGCACGAAGGACAUGCAACAUCUCUAGAGAACGACGAUGCAACGAUGGGAAGCAGUCCACGUGAUCGCAACAGUAUCAUGUCUUCGCCUUCAUCUGUAUUCUCUGGAGCAAGUACUUCAAUUCAUCCACAUCACGAUCAAGCCACGAUACGAGGAUCUCGCGGAUCCUGGUACAUGAAUGAUUUACUUUCUUCAUCAUCUUUAGGCAAGGCUAGUGGGGUCAGCUCUGUACAUUUGACAAGUCCAUCUUCAAAGCAUGAACGAAGGAGAGGAAAGUCAAGUUCUCGAUUGUUGUCCAUAUCUACACCAACUGAUCCACUCCCUCCUGCAUUAACAACAUCAGAUGCAGCACAAGCACUGCCAAACCUUUUUUCUUCACAAGUGAGGAUUUCUACACCUGAUGACAUUCAAAGAAGAUCUACAAAAAGUCAGAUUAACAAGAGGCCAAGGCCGACUUCCAUCACUUCUACGGAAGCAAUACCCUCCGUGACUCUGUCUCCUCCCCUUCUCGAUUCUAGGAGCAAGAGCUCUGAUAGUGAAGACGUUUCUACAUUGCAAGGCUUUUCUCGUAAAUCUUCAACAUCUCAUGACCCUUUACCGAAUUUCGGUACAUCAAGAGGUAUCUCCUCCGUGCCUGCAUAUACCAGUCCAUCGAUGCAAUUUAUCAAAUUGGACAUCCCUUCUCCUGUUGACGAACGCACAGAUCCAAUCAUAACGACAACAAUGCCUAAUCUUUCAUGAUUCACCACGAUUACAAAUAUACCCAAAUUAUACGAAAAAGCUUGCUGGACCAAGAUUUUUUAGUAGUUCAUCGUCGUUAUACCCCCAAUAGCGCAUCUUUAACUUAAGAUAUACCACCCCUUUCGGACAAAGUUUCUGUAAUAUUUUACUUAUAGCACAAUUUAGAACACAAUGACGAUACAGUGAAGAG